This is a messenger RNA of Temnothorax curvispinosus, 5684 nucleotides long. RefSeq lists its product as uncharacterized. The coding region runs from base 457 to 1341 and encodes 294 amino acids. The transcript is spliced from 2 exons. The record is from RefSeq and is a predicted model, not a curated record. NCBI's taxonomy places the organism in Eukaryota, Metazoa, Arthropoda, Insecta, Hymenoptera, Formicidae.
CACGCUCGUAUUUAGUACAACAUUGGAGGCCCGCUUCACUCGUCCACGGUCUCUCGCGGCGGCAACGGCGGGUGCGCGCGCGAAAAUUCAUACCUCGCAGAGAGAAGGGUGGCGACGACGCGAAGGGUAGAAGGAAACGGAACGGGAGAGCGCGAGGGUAGUCGCCGCGCGUUGCCGACAACCCUGGCGACGUUGAGGGAAGAGCGCGGUUCCCCGUGGAAGAUGUAACGAUUUCCGCGAGGGCCUUCUCGCGCGGAAGGGAAAGAAGGAAAAACGGCGGCGGGGGAGGAGGCGAAGAAGCGGAGCGGCAGUCCCGCAGCGAUUUUCUAAUUCAAGGGGGAGGGACGCUUCGCCAUCGGGAGGGAAGUUUCAUGGCGUGAGGCGUCAUCGGCGGCGCGGACGGACUCGCCCGUUUUUCUUCGCAGGAGGAGAGCCAGAGCUCCGCCGACAGUCAGGAUGCACGCGGUUGGAUUACACUCGGCGCUGGCCAUCAAGCGUCAGCGAAUGCGCCGGGACGAGCAGCGUCGCGCGCGCGAACGUCGUUAUAGCGCGCAAUCGGGCGAAAGCGGCCUGACGUCGCCUAGGGCCUCGACCGGAUCGCUGGACCACCAUGGCAGGCAUCACAAGAGCGCGCAUGCCGGCGGGCGUGCGUCCGGCCAGGCUAUGCUGGACACGAAGGUGGUCACCUCGAUCGGGAUGCUGCACAUCGGCGUGGUGUUCCUGGUGCUGGGGGGUUUUCUGUUGGUGAGCGGUCUGCUGCCGGGCGACCUCGCUCACUGGGGCACCAAGUCAUCCGGCGGCUGGUGGAACGAGCUCGUCGCCGUCGGCCUGUUCGCGAUCAUCGUCGGCGUCUUUCUCAUCGUCCUGAAUCGCGUCAUCGCCAAGAAGGAGGAGGACGAUCUCGAGGAGUACGUUCAACGGCAGCUCACCAGAUCGCGAUCCGGCCACCGAUUGGAGCGAGACGUGGAGACCGGUGGGCUGACCACCCGCCACGGCAGACGGGCGAAGCAGAUGAAGCAGGAGUCGUCGGACACCUCCCUCGAGAUUAAGGACGACGACAAGGUGAACGGAAGCGGCGGCUCGCCGCGACGGAGCCCGCCGCCGGCGUAUACGCCGCAGGCCGCGAUCAACGGUGACAAUCAGUCGGCGGUCCAAUCGGCGCUCUAUCUCGAGCAGAUCACCGAGGAGGAGAUUAUCAGCGACCGCGUCGAAACCUCGACCACCAACAGCCUCAGCCCGGGCUCGCCCAGCGAGACCCGGGAGCUGCUGCAGAACGCGCGAUACUCGAAGCAGAACGGGAACCCGCAGCAGGUUCACCGGCCUUACGUCUCCAAGAUCUAGACGAUAUAGGCUCGAGAGAGAUGAAAGGGAGCGACGCGACAAGCGGAUAACGCGACGGUGCGACAAAGCCCGCUUUUUCAUCCAGCCAUUUUAUCUAUGGCGUCUUCCGACCGAUUCUUGGGAGUGAAUUUCCAUUGUCGACGUAUACAUUCCCGUGUCCCCUGGAUCGUACAACGGGCAACGAAAUUGCGAGGAAACGCAACACGAAGAAGAGCGAAGCGAGGCGAAGCUGCAAGAUAGUCUAAACCAGCACGGACUUCGGAAAGACGAAAUUUCCGCGCAAAUCAAGCAGCGACUUUUCCGCGACGAUCCUCGGUAUUUGCGAGCCGAAACGCGCGUCGCGAUAUCCGGUCGUUUCUUCCGAGGGGGGGAAACUCGAGGGAAGCUUGAGAAGCGAAACUUUCGAUAAUCAUACACACAUAAUCACAAACACUAAACGUACAUUCGUACAACACGUUUGACAAGGUAGGGAACCGAAGAAUCGAAUUCAAGGACCAAGAAGACUAGCCGUGAAGAUUAUAUCGUAGAAUGAGGCACAACUUUGCGAAACGACUUUGGUGUUAUUCUAUAUAUAUAUAUAUAUAUAUUGGGAAGUACUCGAUAAAUAACCCGAUUAAAAAUAAUCGUUUCUACUUAAAAGGAAAAUCUAUUAGGCAUACAAGCGACGGCGUGUAUUACGGUAAUCCUCUAUGCACUUUUUACUUGCUUUGUUUCGAUUCUCUCAUUCCCUAGUUUCUGAAUAUCGAGACAUUUAAAGAGAGAUAUACAUGUCGAUUUAAAUUACAUUUAUUCUUCAUAAAAAUGCAAUCAGAGUAUAUUUCUUUACUUUAAUCAUUAAUUGAACACCGUUCGAAGCGGUUGAUUUCAUUAAAAAGAUGGAGAAAAUUAUUUACUCAUAUAUCGUUACAUUUAAUAUCGCGCAUACAGCUGUACGUCGGAGGCUGAAAGAGUUUAUGCAUUAACGUGCGAUGCGAAUCGAAAAUAAGGUCUCUAGAGGAAGAAUAGCGUACGACGACAUUCCGAAAUUUGAUUUCGAUAUAUCUUAGCGCUAAUAUAUAUAGGACUAUACUCUCUCUAACUUCGAAAAAAUACGAUUGACGUGCAUAUACGCGCAUAUGCACGGCGAAUUUCAGCGUGUACGCCAGGAAGACGUGCAACUAUUCGUCCAGCGACUGUUGGCGCAGCAGUAUUGUUAAGCUAGCCGAUAAUUUGUAAUGUGCUAUAUUCCUUUUUAUAAUAUAUUAAGCAUUUAUUUACACGUAAAACACAUCGUACUAGCUUUAGUCGGCGAGAUCCGCCGGGGGCGGUGAACGAGGUCGCGCGCGCGCAAUUCUCUCUUAGGGAUGUGUCCGCGUGUGUGCGCGCGUGUUACGUGUGUGAAUCCAUACCACUCGACUUGAAUUGGCGAAGGCAAUAAUCGCACGAUGGAGAACCGCGCCGCGGUCGCUAUUCGUUCGCGUUCCCGGAAAUCUCUCUUCAAAAUGAAAUAUCGUUAUGCUCGGGCGCUACUGUUCUGUGAUCCUAAGAAGAGAAGUUAAUCGUCUUAUACACGUCUUACAUGUCAGAUGAAUUUAUUGAAAAGCUAAAAGCUUCUUUCGAGCGGUAUUGUGCGCGCGUGUGUGGGUGUGUGCUCCGUAUAUACAUUACAGUAUAUCACUAUAUACGACCCAUGCAUGCAUGCCGCGUAAUUAUGCAAUGCGUGCUGUUUUUAUCGCCAUCGCGUGGCGCUCCGAUUAUUUAUUAAUUAACGGAACGUUUCCACUGUGUAUUUAAUUGUACGUAAUUACAAUUUUUUACGCCUUUUGCAAAUUUAAGAAUGCAAGAAAGAGAGAGAGAGAGAGAGAGAGAGAGAGAGAGAGAGAGAGAGCACAUGCGUGGAAGAUUGUGGCGAAAGGGAUAUAUAGAGAGAAAUAGAUAUAUAGACAGACCGUGAGGGGGUGACAGGCGCGAAUAGAAAGGGCGAAAUUCAUUACGAUUAAAUCGGGGCCGGUUGGGGCGCGUAAUUAACAUUGGGAGCAAAUUGGGAUAAAUUGGGGCAAAUUGGGAAAUUGCUCCAUCAAGAGUCAUGGAAAAAAGACUCGCUGGAAGAGGGAGAUCGAAUCCGGAUGAGAGACCGUGUUCUCAGAUCAGACCAGAUCGCUCUCGGUGUCCCGAGUCCCAGGAUUCGCCCUUAAAUCGGCUCCGAGUUAAACGUCGUGCAAAAGUGCCUUUGGUAAUGUGCACUCCGGUAUUCCUUUGGCGAUAAUCUCGCCUCGAGUACGAGCACCCGUCUGAUUCCUCGUCCCCUUCUUUACCCUCCCCUACACACACACCCCUCGUACCUGUGUGCGAACGACUGGACGCGCGUGCGAAUGUAUAGAUGAUUGAUUAAAUUGUUUACCCCCCGAAUCUCUGUGAUCGCGUGUGCUUUCUCCGUUACGUCGGAAAAGUAUAUAGCUUUUCGUUUUCGGUCCCUGGGUUCUCCGCGUCCGUUCGUUUUUUCUCGACUAAAAGGCUGAAAUUGCGAACUAAUCUUACAAUAUACAUACAAAUACAUACAUAUAUACGUAUAUAUAUAUAUAGCGUGUAAGUCUCUCUCUCAAAAUUAAAGUCUAAGAGUAUAUACGUCUUCUUGAAAACUAAAGACUAUAUUUCCUCGUGUACUAUCUCGAUUGUAAUUUCGUUGUUUACCAUGAUAGAUUUACAGAGCACACGAAUCUCCCUGUCAAGCGGAACCUAUCCGCCUGGAGGAACGUCUGCUUCUCCAGGCGGUUACGUCCCGCUUGAACGAUACAGAUACACGAACGUCCUCAAAAUAAGUGGUACAAUUUAUUACUCUACGUAUAUAGCGUCGCGCGCGUGCUUAUCGGUUGCAAAACUUUUAAUAUUUAAACAAGUGCAUAAGCCGUGUAUCGAUUUCGACACGUAGGGGAGGUCAUCUUUGGAAAAGACAAGUCCACCUAUAGAAUUAUCUGAUUGCCGUGUUCGUUUCGCGUCCGCAUACUUAUCAGAGUUUUUUUUAGAGAGAAACACUUUUAGAGCUAUAGGUCUUGACUUGCACAGGGUGUCCCACUUGUGUGCCGCGUGUUAUUUUUCAACGACGAAUUCCUCGAUUGGUCGAAGGAACCGACCUCUCCUCGACAUUUUCUCGAAAAGUGUCGCAAAAGAUCACUUAGCUUUUCAAUCUUCAGCGUUCUACGCACCUAAGCGUAUCGAUUUAGGAUUCUAUUAAACUUCCUCCAAGUUAAAAAUGUAACCCUCUCUUUCUCGUAAAUUAAAUUUCGCUUUCUGAACUUUGGACUUGCUGAAGAGAAUCUUUCUUUUUUUUUCGGUCGCUAAUUAUAACUAAAAAUAACUCGAGAAUUAUCGCUCCGACAUUUCUGCAGGGGAAAAAACUUCGAAUUGAGAAUGGGACACCGUGCGUGUAAACGUAAAUGGAUUUUAAUUGCCGUCGCGUUGAUUAUCAGUUUUGCAAAGCGACUCUCUCGGAGCGUCUUUAAACGACGCCGCGAAUGAUCCUGCCGAUUAGCCGUAGCUAAGGAUAACGAAGGACCGCCGUUUCCCCGCUUCCGCGAGAGGAACGUGGACGAUAUCGGAAACGGGAGUUCCGACGAUGAAAGUAUUGCCGUUGCUUAUACAAUAGCACGAAACGAAAACCGAAAUGCUCACUUGGCGAACAAAUUUCCUGUUCCUAGAUAUAUCUCGACGAAUCCUUUCCCCGCACCUCUAAACUCCUGCCGAAAACUUGAAUAUACGAAUUGUGGAGAGAGCGGAUCGAAGGAAGAAAACGACAUUCCGCUUCUAUUCAUUCGCGUUUUGACGUUGAACGUUCAAUCGACACGAUGGUAAUUGACACGCGAACGGAAAACGCGGUGUAUACGGUGGUGUUACGGUGUAAGGCGAAAAACGACGGGCGUAUAUCUGUUUGCGGAGCGAUUUAGCGAUAUUACUAUAUUUAUCGCAAGAUUUACUACGACGCGCGAGAAUACAUUUGCUCGGAAAGGGAUUGGAAUUAUAGGGGGACGGACAGGAGGGAUACGGUUUAUAUCGUAUAUCUCGUUACCGAAUCGAUGCCGCUAUCUCCCAUCCCCGUUCGUUCGGUCCGCCCCGCGGAAAGGAGGAAGCCAAGCCACGAAGACCGUCGAGUCGUUAUACGACAGAGGGAAAACCGUUGUUGUAAUUACUAUACUUAUUGUAAAAAUUAUUAUUAUUACAUCGCUGCUGUUUUUUGCGACUAUUACAGUAGUUAAUUUUACCAUAGAAGUUUAAAAAAAAACCUUUCUUAUUGCGAUUUCUCUAUUGUACCACUUAUAUACAACUUGAUGCACGAAUUUUUCGAGAAUAAAUAUUUAUGAAACGCUCCA